Messenger RNA from Mucor mucedo, 1473 nucleotides. RefSeq names its product argininosuccinate lyase. The record is from RefSeq and is a predicted model, not a curated record. The transcript is spliced from 2 exons. Gene Ontology annotation, cellular component: cytosol. The coding region runs from base 26 to 1417 and encodes 463 amino acids. Gene Ontology annotation, molecular function: argininosuccinate lyase activity. Lineage: Eukaryota; Fungi; Mucoromycota; Mucoromycetes; Mucorales; Mucoraceae.
UUUAAAACUUUUCUAUAUCAUAAACAUGUCUGAAGCACCUAAAAAACUCUGGGGAGGACGUUUCUCUGGCGCUGUUGAUCCUUUGAUGGAUGCUUUCAACGCUUCUAUUCACUUUGAUAAGCGUAUGUAUGCAGCAGAUUGUAUUGGAUCUAUUGCUUAUGCCAAGGCCCUUGCAAAGAACAAGAUUAUCUCUGACGAAGAACGCGACCAACUUGUUGGUGGAUUAGAGUCUGUGAUGGCAGAAUGGGAAAGUGGUAAAUUUGUGAUUGUGGGUGGUGAUGAGGAUAUUCACACUGCUAAUGAACGUCGCCUUGGUGAAUUGGUGGGUUCUGUUGCUGGUAAGCUUCACACCGGUCGUUCUCGUAACGAUCAAGUUGCCACUGAUAUGCGUCUUUGGUUGCGUGAUGAAGCCAAAAAGAUUUUGGCUCACGUUAAAGAAUUGAUUGCUGUCGCCGUGUCUCGUGCCGAAAAGGAAAUUGAUGUUAUCAUGCCUGGUUAUACCCAUCUUCAACGUGCUCAACCUAUUCGUUGGUCUCAUUUCCUUUUAUCUCAUGCUUGGUUAUGGCAAUCCGAUGCUGAUCGUUUAGAACAAUUAAUCGAUCGUUUCAACGUCUUACCUUUGGGUUCCGGUGCUCUUGCCGGUCACGCUUUCAACAUUGACCGUGAUUUCUUGGCCAAGGAAUUAGGUUUCCGUGAUUAUAUUCAUAACUCUCUUUAUGCUGUCAGUGAUCGUGAUUUCGUUGCUGAAUUCCUCUUCUGGGCCAGUUUAACCAUGGUUCAUAUCUCUCGUGUUGCUGAGGAUUUGAUCAUUUACUCUACUGGUGAAUUUGCCUUUGUCAAGUUAGCUGAUGCUUAUAGUACCGGUUCUAGUUUGAUGCCUCAAAAGAAGAACCCCGAUAGUUUGGAAUUAUUACGUGGUAAAUCAGGUCGUGUUUUCGGUAGUAUGUCUGGUUUCAUGAUGUCCUAUAAGGGUAUUCCCAGUACUUACAACAAGGAUCUUCAAGAAGAUAAGGAACCCAUGUUUGAUGCUGCUGAUACUUUGUCCGGUUCUCUCCAAAUUACUGCUGGUGUUUUAAGUACCAUGAAUAUCUUCCCUGAAAAAAUGAAGGCCAGUUUAAGUGCUGAUAUGUUGGCUACUGAUUUAGCUGAAUACCUUGUCCGUAAGGGUGUUCCAUUCCGUGAGACUCAUCAUAUCUCUGGUGCCGCUGUCAAGAUGGCUGAAGACCGUAACGGAUCUCUCAGUGAUUUGACUGUAGAAGAUCUCAAGACCCUUCAUCCUUCUUUCGAAGAAGAUGUUUCCAAGGUCUGGAGUUUCGAAACCAGUAUUGAAAACCGUAACACUCCUGGUGGAACUGCCAAGUCUUCCGUUUUGGAACAAAUUAGUCUUUUAAAGACCUGGUUAUCAAAGAAGAACUAAAUAUUCUUUCUCUGAUAAAUGUGUAUAAAUUAACAAAUAAAAAAACAACUUUGUAU